Setaria italica (foxtail millet) is the source of this 1124-nucleotide messenger RNA. Its product is annotated as germin-like protein 1-1. Gene Ontology annotation, molecular function: manganese ion binding. Gene Ontology annotation, biological process: regulation of root development; plasmodesmata-mediated intercellular transport. The record is from RefSeq and is a predicted model, not a curated record. Gene Ontology annotation, cellular component: plasmodesma; cell wall. The coding region runs from base 220 to 876 and encodes 218 amino acids. The transcript is spliced from 3 exons. Lineage: Eukaryota; Viridiplantae; Streptophyta; Magnoliopsida; Poales; Poaceae.
UGCUUUAAACAACUCUAUCCGGACGCUCCCACCCUUAACAGCCGAGCCCGAGAAGCGAGAAGGCGCUUGCUUGCUUGCUUGUCCUCGCGAGCGAGCUCGGUCGUUCCUACCCACCCCGUCGUCGCCUUCCCCGGCUAACCUGCCGAUCCUCCGUGCGCGUCACAGCUCCGCUCCCUAAUCUCCCGGCCUAUAACAUCAUCCAGUAACGACCGACCCGCCAUGGCAAGGUUCCACCUCUACGUCGCCGCGGCCUGCGCCGUCGUGCUCGCGCUCGCCGCCCCGACCCUCGCCGGCGACCCCGACAUGCUCCAGGACGUCUGCGUCGCGGACCUCGAAUCCCCGAUCAAGCUGAACGGGUUCCCGUGCAAGGCGAACAUCUCGGCGGACGACUUCUUCUUCGACGGUCUGAGGAACCCCGGCAACACCAACAACCCGGCGGGGUCCCUGGUGACGGCGGCCAACGUGGCGAGCUUCCCGGGCGUGAACACGCUGGGCGUCUCCAUGGCGCGCAUCGACUACGCCCCGGGCGGCCAGAACCCGCCGCACACCCACCCACGCGCCACCGAGAUCAUCUUCGUCCUCGAGGGCACGCUCGAGGUCGGCUUCAUCACCACCGCCAACAAGCUCUUCACCAAGACCGUCACCAAGGGGGACGUCUUCGUCUUCCCCAGGGGGCUCGUGCACUUCCAGCAGAACAGGGGGUACGGCCCUGCCGCCGUCAUCGCCGCCUUCAACAGCCAGCUCCAGGGCACGCAGGCCAUCGCCAUGACGCUCUUCGGCGCCACGCCGCCGGUGUCCACCGACAUCCUGGCCAAGGCCUUCCGGAUCGGCAACGGGGAAGUCAACGCCAUCAAGGCCAAGUUCGCGCCCAAGUAGAAGGAAGCCUUUGGCAGUCUGCAUUCGUUGAUUUUUGAAUAAAUCGCGCAUGUCGUUUGCAGGAUAUGUAUCGUGAACGCUAGUGAUUGCUGCGUGCGGUUGAAUUUGUUCGUCUUCGGUUUCAGGGAUUGCUGACCACGCUUGUCGUUGUUAAUUUAAUUUGUGUGACACCAAUAAGAUCAUCACUUCUAUAGUUUUGUUAGAGUUAAUUGGUUUUUCAGCCAGAUUAUGAUCGGAAUAGUGCUUAA